Molecule: messenger RNA, 339 nt
Organism: Fusarium poae
Lineage: Eukaryota; Fungi; Ascomycota; Sordariomycetes; Hypocreales; Nectriaceae
Exons: 5
Coding region: 1-339 (112 amino acids)
Source: RefSeq, a predicted model, not a curated record
AUGCCAUGGUCUGAACAAGUUGACUUACCCACACCCUGGUCUGAACAAGUUGACUCAAAGAAUUCAGGUGCACCGAUGGCCGCAACACAUGCCAAAUCUACUCUCAGUGGCCAUCGGUGCCCGGUCCCUUGCUGGCCUGAACAAGUUGACAAGAUUAUGCCUCGCCGAUCGCCGAUCGUCUGGGCGGUCAAACUGACGGGAGUUUCUGGGAGCACCGAGGACCAUGUUCCUCGGUGGCUGGGCUGGGAAGUUGAUACCAGCGAGGUCAAGGAUAAGGAUGCCAGGGAUGAUGAAUCAAAUAUCUCUAGUCAGUCUAUGAUGGGGCAUGGAUACAGUUGA